Molecule: messenger RNA, 2049 nt
Organism: Hippoglossus stenolepis (Pacific halibut)
Lineage: Eukaryota; Metazoa; Chordata; Actinopteri; Pleuronectiformes; Pleuronectidae
Product: proteinase-activated receptor 2
Exons: 4
Coding region: 230-1480 (416 amino acids)
Biological process (GO): phospholipase C-activating G protein-coupled receptor signaling pathway; positive regulation of Rho protein signal transduction; blood coagulation
Cellular component (GO): membrane
Molecular function (GO): thrombin-activated receptor activity
Source: RefSeq, a predicted model, not a curated record
CGUAUUGGCCUCAUCGCUCAGCACGGGAUGUUGCCCCUUGGUUCAGACUCACAGUGGGAGAACUGGCUCAGACCGGACGUCAGCAGGUAGGCAGUGACGUCAGCGCUCGGACAGGUAGAUCAGGGUGUGGCCUUCACGGUGCUUCAAGUAUUGUCCGACAUUUAAGAAGCACCGGCAGAGCGGCAGUGUGUUGAAGGAGAAGUGAGCCUCUGAUCGUCGACAGGACAUCAUGGAUUUAACUCGGUGCUUGUGGCUCGUGUCAAUGUUCUGCUGCUGCUGCGUCUCUGUCACCUCAGCUAAGAUCAAGGAUCGGGGGUUCCUCGCGUUUGAGGUCCCUCACAACCCUGGACAAGAUGUUGUGGGCAACGCGACGUUGAAGAAAGGGACCAAUGAACAGGAAUUUGUUGUGGGCAACGCGACAGCAGAGACGUUGAAGAGUAACCUCACCACAGUCUUUCUCCCAAUCAUCUACAUCAUCGUAUUUAUUGUGGGACUUCCUGCCAACGGCAUGGCACUCUGGGUCUUCCUCUUCAGGACCAAAAAGAAGCGGCCGUCAUCAAUCUACUUGGCCAACCUGGCACUGGCUGACCUGCUCUUUGUCAUUUGGACGCCCCUAAAAAUCGCCUACCACUUAAACGGCAACAACUGGAUCUAUGGAGAGCCACUGUGCAAAGUCCUUGUGAGCUUCUUCUACGGGAACAUGUACUGCUCCAUUCUGUCCAUCACCUGUCUCAGUGUGCAGAGGUACUGGGUCGUGGCUCACCCUCUGUCCCAGCAGAGCAAGAACACCAAAGUGGCUGUUGGCAUGUGUGUCUCCAUCUGGGCUUUCAUCUGGCUCACCACCACCCCUCUGUACCUGUAUGACCACACUGCCAGGCUCAAAGACCCGAACAUCACCACCUGCCAUGACGUCAACAUCAUAAAAAACCUCACAGAUCCAUUCCCCUCUGUCCGGCUCCCGUACUACUACUUCAACUUCAUGGCCAUCGUUGUGUUCCUCAUCCCUUGUGUAGUGAUCGUUGUGGCCUAUAUUCUGUUACUCAGAGCUCUGGGGAACAGCAUGCAGGAAAGUACGGCAGCAAAGAACCGACACAGAUCCAGGCUGUUGAUCGUGACCGUCCUGGUGACAUUCAUGGUGUGUUUCAUCCCCAGUAACAUCAUGCUGGUGGUGCAUUACACUCUACUGAAGAAUGGAGUGAAAAAUAACGGUUACGGCUUCUACAUCUCCACAUUAUGCCUGGCCAGUCUCAACAGCUGCCUGGACCCGUUCAUCUACUACUUUGUGUCCGAGGACUUCAGGAACCACGUGAAGAACACUUUUCUGUGCCGCAGCAUCCGGACUGUGAAGAGGAUGAGCAUUUCAUUCAGCUCCGUGAAAUACUCCAGGAAGAGCAAGUCAAGUACGUCAGACACAGGGAACACAAAGCAGCACAUGUUAGCCAGAGAAAGCAGAGAUAUCGUGCCUGUGCUUGCACUGUAGUGUUCAGAUAACAAGGCAUCACACAGGCCGUGUGGCACUCGGACACAUUCUAUAAAGAUAAGGCCGGUCAGUUGCAACCAGUUGGCCUCAAGGCAUCUCAUAUCCAGAUGUGAACAUGACUGUACUGGGAUGAGAGCGGAAUUCAUUUUAAGAUGUGUGUUACUUCAUUAUGAACUGAUGUUUGGUUUUAAAAUGUGAAACAUUUAUGCAUAUUUUUUCAUAUUUCGUGUAUAUGUAAAGGUAGAAAGGGCCUUUUUAAGGCCUGACUUGGCUGCACAGAUAAAUGUGGGUUUUCUAAGAUUUUCACUGCACUGAAGAAUAUUUACAAACAAUGUCUGAAAUGAGAGCCAAACUGAACUGAUUUGUGCAGCGGAUCUGUUGUGACUUAGUUUAUGUCAGUCGGACUUUGUUCAAAUCGUUUAGCACAAUUCCUGCAGCAAGUUUUAACGUAACUUUAACUUUUUAAACCACGUGUUGCUGAGGUGUUGAUCUUAUUUUAAGUUUUAAUGCGCCAAAGAAAAUGGUGUAAUUGUUGUAUAGUUUCUUAAAUAAAUGAUAAAACAACAGGA